This is a messenger RNA of Daldinia childiae, 762 nucleotides long. RefSeq names its product putative casein kinase substrate phosphoprotein pp28 protein. Gene Ontology annotation, molecular function: RNA binding. The record is from RefSeq and is a predicted model, not a curated record. Gene Ontology annotation, cellular component: cytosol. Lineage: Eukaryota; Fungi; Ascomycota; Sordariomycetes; Xylariales; Hypoxylaceae. Bases 1 to 762 code for a protein of 253 amino acids. The transcript has 3 exons.
AUGUCUGGACGAGGAGCACCCGGUGGCAAUUCGCGUGGCCGUGGAGGCAAGUUUAGGAAGUUCACUCGAGGAGGCGGGAAGCACUUCUCUCGUGACCUUCGACCCCUUGAUGCUGAUGGUAAUGAGAUCAGCAUGUGGAGCGCAAAUAACAAAAAGAAUGAAGAAGAUGACGACGAGGAAGAGAGCUCCGAAGAGGAAGACUCGGAGGAUGACGAUGAUGCUGGUCCUUCUCAACAGACAGCCGAGUUAACUCGAGAGGAGCGCAAACAGGCUAAGAAGGCCCAAAAGGAGGCGGCUAUUGCCAGAAAGAAUAAGACUGUUCAAGUUGGCGACCUGCCUACUGAUUCUGAAUCUGAAGAGGAAGAUGACGACAUGCCUGCCAACCCGAACCACUCCAAAGCUGCACGAAAUAUGGCCAAGGCUCCGUUGUCAGCUAACGAUGUUGAGGAGGCUACCGAGGGUGUCAAGAACUUGUCGACUAUGAGCCGAAAGGAGCGUGAAACCCUAGAAGCCCAACAAGCUAAGGAGAGGUACCGCAAACUUCACGAGGCUGGCAAGACGGACGAGGCUAAGGCUGACCUGGCGCGUUUACGACUCAUCCGAGAGAAGAGAGAAGCCGAGGCUGCGAGAAAGCAGGCUGAGAAGGAAGAGAGAGAGGCACAGGAGAAAGCCCGAAGAACUGAGAUCGAGGCUAAGGAAGCAAAGAAACGCGAGGCUGCCUUAGGCAAGAGUGCUGCAGGGAAGAAGAAGUCAACUAAAUGA